AUGCCUAACUACAAGGUUGCCGACAUCUCGCUCGCCGCUUUCGGCCGCAAGGAGAUUGAGAUCGCCGAGGGUGAGAUGCCCGGUCUCAUGGCGCUCCGAACCAAGUACGGCUCCGAGCAGCCCCUCAAGGGCGCCCGCAUCGCUGGUUCGCUUCACAUGACCAUCCAGACCGCCGUCCUCAUCGAGACGCUCACCGCCCUCGGUGCCCAGGUCACCUGGGCCUCGUGCAACAUCUUCUCCACCCAGGACCACGCCGCCGCCGCCAUUGCUGCCACCGGUGUCCCCGUCUUCGCCUGGAAGGGUGAGACCGAGGAGGAGUACGACUGGUGUCUCGAGCAGACCAUCACCGCCCACCCCGAGGGCCCCAACAUGAUCCUCGACGACGGUGGUGACCUCACCUGGCUCGUGCACGACAAGCACCCCGAGCUUCUCGAGAAGAUCAAGGGUGUCUCGGAGGAGACCACCACCGGUGUCCACAUCCUCUACUCUGCCAUGAAGAAGGGAACCCUCAAGCUCCCCGCCAUCAACGUCAACGACUCGGUCACCAAGUCCAAAUUCGACAACUACUACGGAUGCCGCGAAUCGCUUGUCGACGGUAUCAAGCGCGCCACCGACGUCAUGCUUGGCGGUAAGGUCGCCAUCGUUGCCGGUUUCGGUGAUGUCGGAAAGGGUUGCGCCGAGUCGCUCCGUGGCUACGGCUGCCGCGUCAUUGUCACCGAGAUCGACCCCAUCAACGCUCUCCAGGCCUCUAUGGCCGGCUACCAGGUCGACAUCAUGGACGACGUCGCCUCGCAGGCCGACAUCUUUGUCACCACCACCGGCUGCCGUGACAUCAUCACCGGCAAGCACUUUGAGGCCAUGAAGGACGACGCCAUUGUCUGCAACAUUGGCCACUUCGACAUUGAGAUCGACGUUGCCUGGCUCAAGGCCAACGCCCAGAGCGUCAGCAACAUCAAGCCCCAGGUCGACCGAUACACGCUCAAGAACGGCAAGCGCAUCAUCCUGCUCGCCGAGGGCCGUCUGGUCAACCUCGGAUGCGCCACCGGCCACCCCUCGUUCAUCAUGUCGGCUUCGUUCUGCAACCAGACGCUCGCCCAGAUCGCCCUCUGGAACGACAACAAUGGCCAGUACAAGCGUGGUGAGGUCUACAUGCUGCCCAAGGAGCUCGACGAGGAGGUCGCUCUUGCCCACCUUGGCCGACUCAACGUCAGGCUCACCAAGCUCACCAAGGUUCAGGCCGACUACCUCGACCUUCCCGUCGACGGCCCUUACAAGCGUGACACCUACAGUGCCAAAAGACCAGCAGCGAGCACACUUCGACUGUCCCGCCUACACACAUCUAUCAGCAGCGUCGCUGUCGCCAAGGUGUCGCCCUCUCCCUUCACCUCCAACAUCUCCUCGUCAAGAGGCAGCUUACUUCAAGCCUCUGGAAAGGGUGUAGCACUUCGCUUCUCAGGACCGCAGCAACAAGCUUUCGGUCUCCAACACCUCAACACUUCUCGAUCCACCUCCACUUCGGCUUCUUCGGCGAGCAACAACGACGACGACAUGGGUGCCAUCGCAACAGGACGGGUCGACACGACCCAGCGCGUCCAAGCUCUCCGUCAGCUCAUGUCCAAGCAUGGCGUCACUGCAUACGUGAUCCCAUCGGGCGACGAGCACGCUUCCGAGUACCCUGCCGAAUCGGAUCUGCGCAGAGGCUACAUCACAGGUUUCACCGGCUCUGCCGGCUCGGCGGUUGUCACCACCAACAAGGCGCUUCUCUUCACCGACGGACGCUACUUCCUUCAGGCUGGUCAGCAGCUCGAGCCUUCGGUGUGGACGCUCAUGAAGCAAGGCGAGCCUAGCGUGCCCACUUGGCAAGAGUACCUCUCCAAGAACCUCCCCGCCAACUCCAAGAUCGGCAUGGACGCCUCGCUCAUCUCUGCCGACGAUGCGAAGGACAUCACCGCCGAACUCAGCAAGAUCGGCUCUAGCCUCGUACCCAUCCGCGAGAACCUUGUGGAUCAGGUCUGGACGGAGCGCCCUUCGCGACCGGGCCAGCCCAUCUUUGUACUCAAGGACGAGAUCGCCGGUCGUUCGUCGUCCGACAAGAUCCGCGAAUUGCGCGACGAGAUUAAGAAGAAGUCUGCUCACGGCUUCGUUGCAAACAUGCUCGACGAGGUGGCUUGGCUGUUCAACCUGCGUGGAACUGAUGUGCCUUACAACCCGGUCUUUUUCUCCUUUGCCCUGGUGCUUCUUGAGAAGGUGCUGCUCUACGUCAACGACCACCAGCUCGACAACGACGUCAAGAACGCUCUCGGCUCGGAAGUCACCCUCCGACCCUACGCCGAGUUCUACAACGACCUUCACAAGGUUGGUGCGGAGCUCGGCGAUGGUCACAAGAUCCUGAUCGGCAAGAGCGCAUCGUUGGCCGUGCAGGAGGCUCUGGGUGGUGCUUCCAAGGUCGAGAUCGUUCGAUCCAUCGUGGUCGACCAGAAGUCGAUCAAGAACGACGUCGAGUUGGAAGGGUUCCGUCAGAGCCACAUUCGCGAUGGAGCCGCGCUGUGUCAGUACUUUGCCUGGCUCGAGGAGCAGCUGCACGCCGGGAAGAAGGUGACCGAGUCCGAAGGUGCCGACAAGUUGAGCCAGUUCCGACAGUCGCUCCCGCACUUCCGAGGCGAAAGCUUCACAACGAUCUCAUCGACUGGUCCUAACGGCGCCAUCAUCCACUACAGUCCCGAUCCUUCGAGCUGCCCUGCGAUCGAUGUCAAUGAGAUCUACCUCUGCGACUCGGGUGCUCAGUUCACCGACGGAACCACCGAUGUCACACGCACGUGGCACUUCGGCAAGCCCGCACCCGAACACAUCCGUGCUUUCACCCGUGUUCUUCAGGGUCACAUUGCCAUCGAUCGAGCCAUUUUCCCCAAAGGAACCACGGGAUAUCUUCUCGACGUCCUGGCCCGUCGUGCGCUCUGGGAAGACGGUCUCGACUACCGUCACGGAACCGGUCACGGCGUCGGACACUUCCUCAACGUCCACGAGGGUCCCCAGGGCAUCGGAACGCGUGCCGUGUUCAACGAAACCAGUCUCAAGGAGAACAUGGUCAUCUCCAACGAACCUGGAUACUACGAAGAUGGCAAGUGGGGUAUUAGGAUUGAGAACCUGGUCAUUGUGAGGCCUGCAAAGACACCGAACAACUUUGGCAGCAAAGGAUACUUGACUUUUGAACAUUUGACCAUGUGUCCGAUCCAGGUUUCGUUGGUGGAUGCGGAUCUGUUGACGAGGGAGGAUAAGCAGUGGUUGAACGAGUAUCAUGAGGAGGUGUUGGCGAAGGUGGGUCCGCUGUUGAAGGAGGACAAGAGGGCGCAGGAGUGGUUGAAGAGGCAGUGUGCGGCGAAAGUUUGA
Molecule: messenger RNA, 3387 nt
Organism: Pseudozyma hubeiensis SY62
Lineage: Eukaryota; Fungi; Basidiomycota; Ustilaginomycetes; Ustilaginales; Ustilaginaceae
Exons: 3
Coding region: 1-3387 (1128 amino acids)
Molecular function (GO): metalloaminopeptidase activity
Source: RefSeq, a predicted model, not a curated record